Molecule: messenger RNA, 2888 nt
Organism: Paramecium pentaurelia
Lineage: Eukaryota; Ciliophora; Oligohymenophorea; Peniculida; Parameciidae
Source: the annotation of a GenBank genome assembly
AUGAAAAAUCAAUAACUCUAAAAAGACUUAGAAGCAUUUCAAAAAUAACUUAAAUUAGCAUUACCAUAAAUAAUCAAUUAAGCUACAAAAGAUAUUUGUCAUUCUUAAUACUUUGAAAGUCUAUUUAAAGAAUCUAAACCUAAUAAUAUCCAAGAAUUAUAUUCUCAAAGUCUUCUUAGAUUAGAUCCUCAUAUAUCCAGAUAAUAACCACAAUUAGAAGAUGAUAUCUAAAUAAUUAAUGAUUUUAUCCAUAUAUAUUUUGAAACUCAUUUUUCUACUUUAUAGAAAAUGAUGUUACUUGAAAGAGAAGUGAAAAUUUAAAUGGAAUUAGAAGAUAUCUAAACAAUAGCAAAUAAAGAAAGUAAGUAAUAAUUCUAAUAAUUAACUUAAUUAGAAAUAGAUUAAAAUAAAGUUUUAGAAUAUGAUACUGCAAAUAUGAAAGAAAUUUGUCUUAGAUUAAAGAAAAAAUAUUACAAAAUACCUACAUAACCUAUUUGUGAUAAUUGUUUUUGUGGUAAUUAAUUACAUUACAAUUAAAUUGUUUAAUGUUAAUUAUGUGAUAAAUACUAUCAUGUUAAUUGUUUAGACAAAAGUUAUGAUGAAAGAUAUGUUGAUAAUUUUACAUGUCCAAGAUGUACUCUUUAUAAUAUGGAUUAAUUCUGUGAAGUUAUAUCAACUCUUGUUGAUCCAUGUCCAUUUAAAAAAAAUGGUUUAACUAAUUCUAAACUAGUUAGAUUUAAAACUGAUUGUGAAAUGGUUGACAUAAGAUGUAUUAGGCUUGAUUCUCCUUAAGCUGCAUAAGAAAUUACUUGGCCAGAUUUAGGAGAAAUUUAAUUAAAUGGUAAAAAAGUAUUUGAUUUUGUUCCAUUAAGUUAAUAAAGCUGUUUACAUAAAAGAAAAGAUGAAAAACUUUUUUGCUCAAUUCCUAAAAAUGAAGAAUGCACUCUUAUAUUUAAAGAAACUAUACCAGGAAUUGAUUAAAAAAGAAAGUUUAGAAUUAUUGGUGAAUAACUCUAUUAUUUUGCAAUUUAUAAAACAAAAUAAUACACAGCUAAAUAAUUAAUUGAUAAAAUCAUUGAUAAUCCUUAAAAUUGGAUGAGUUUAGAAUAAUCACGAGAUUUUGUCAUUCUCUAAAUCAAUUAUAGUCCUGCCAUUAAAAUAAUUAAAUUGCAUAUAUCUUUAUUAUGUUGUUUUAGUUCUUCUCUAAUGUUAACUCCAGUUAGAGGAAUCUAUUGUACUCAUGUUUAAUGUUUUUCUUUAGAAAGUUAUAUACUAAUGUUAGAUUAAUAGCUACCAAGAAAAUGGAGAUGUCCAAUUUGUAAAGCUAAAAUAUUUAAAUUAUAAAUUGAUGCACUUUAAUAUACAAUUUUAAAAUCAAUCAGAUAAUUAGGUUUAUAAGAAAAGUAUUCCUGUAUAUCAUUUGAUUUUUAAGGAAAUAUUUUAGAUGAAGUAAUUUCUAAAUCUAUUGAUUUCAAUACAAUUCCUGAGAAUGCAAAAUAAAAUUAUAAUAGAAUACCAUAAUUAGAAAAAUUAAGUACUCCUAAUAUUGAUAAUGAAGAUUUUGAGAUUUAAAGUAAUUCAAAAUUAAACAAUCAUAAAUCUAUUGUUAUANAACAAUAGCAAAUAAAGAAAGUAAGUAAUAAUUCUAAUAAUUAACUUAAUUAGAAAUAGAUUAAAAUAAAGUUUUAGAAUAUGAUACUGCAAAUAUGAAAGAAAUUUGUCUUAGAUUAAAGAAAAAAUAUUACAAAAUACCUACAUAACCUAUUUGUGAUAAUUGUUUUUGUGGUAAUUAAUUACAUUACAAUUAAAUUGUUUAAUGUUAAUUAUGUGAUAAAUACUAUCAUGUUAAUUGUUUAGACAAAAGUUAUGAUGAAAGAUAUGUUGAUAAUUUUACAUGUCCAAGAUGUACUCUUUAUAAUAUGGAUUAAUUCUGUGAAGUUAUAUCAACUCUUGUUGAUCCAUGUCCAUUUAAAAAAAAUGGUUUAACUAAUUCUAAACUAGUUAGAUUUAAAACUGAUUGUGAAAUGGUUGACAUAAGAUGUAUUAGGCUUGAUUCUCCUUAAGCUGCAUAAGAAAUUACUUGGCCAGAUUUAGGAGAAAUUUAAUUAAAUGGUAAAAAAGUAUUUGAUUUUGUUCCAUUAAGUUAAUAAAGCUGUUUACAUAAAAGAAAAGAUGAAAAACUUUUUUGCUCAAUUCCUAAAAAUGAAGAAUGCACUCUUAUAUUUAAAGAAACUAUACCAGGAAUUGAUUAAAAAAGAAAGUUUAGAAUUAUUGGUGAAUAACUCUAUUAUUUUGCAAUUUAUAAAACAAAAUAAUACACAGCUAAAUAAUUAAUUGAUAAAAUCAUUGAUAAUCCUUAAAAUUGGAUGAGUUUAGAAUAAUCACGAGAUUUUGUCAUUCUCUAAAUCAAUUAUAGUCCUGCCAUUAAAAUAAUUAAAUUGCAUAUAUCUUUAUUAUGUUGUUUUAGUUCUUCUCUAAUGUUAACUCCAGUUAGAGGAAUCUAUUGUACUCAUGUUUAAUGUUUUUCUUUAGAAAGUUAUAUACUAAUGUUAGAUUAAUAGCUACCAAGAAAAUGGAGAUGUCCAAUUUGUAAAGCUAAAAUAUUUAAAUUAUAAAUUGAUGCACUUUAAUAUACAAUUUUAAAAUCAAUCAGAUAAUUAGGUUUAUAAGAAAAGUAUUCCUGUAUAUCAUUUGAUUUUUAAGGAAAUAUUUUAGAUGAAGUAAUUUCUAAAUCUAUUGAUUUCAAUACAAUUCCUGAGAAUGCAAAAUAAAAUUAUAAUAGAAUACCAUAAUUAGAAAAAUUAAGUACUCCUAAUAUUGAUAAUGAAGAUUUUGAGAUUUAAAGUAAUUCAAAAUUAAACAAUCAUAAAUCUAUUGUUAUAGAAUGA